Molecule: messenger RNA, 330 nt
Organism: Amoebophrya sp. A25
Lineage: Eukaryota; Dinophyceae; Syndiniales; Amoebophryaceae
Source: the annotation of a GenBank genome assembly
AUUCGGAGCGUCAAUAUCGGAAAAGCGCCCAAGAAGUUGAAGACUGGAGUGACAGCUGUGUCAGUGGAUCCGCUUCUGCGUGAGGGUGUGGUAAUAUCCCCUCCUUCGGGCGGGGAGGGUCCGCCGGCGCCGAGUGAGCUUGCAAUUUUUUUUGGUCCCUUAACCCAGUACGACUACGACGCAGCCAAAGCGACACUUGGAUCCUUUUCGGAUACUGGGGAGGAGUUCACCGUUAGCAUGGAGGAGCAUGGCAUCGACAAAUGCAGGUACGGCACAGGCGACCACGGGCGGGAGCAUUUGCCGUAUGCCGUUUGGGACACUCGCGCGGAC